AUGGCGCGCGACCCGCCCUCGAUGGCGCACGACGUGGCGUAUCGCGACUUGGGCGGUCCCACCGCGAGGUGCGUCAUCACCGUGCACACGGACGCGAGCGCGGCGUCCGAGUGCGAGGUCUUCGUCGAGCGCGGGAGCGCGCGAACGAGCUCGGAUCGAUCCCCGGGGACGCUCUCGAAGGACCCGGCGUCGACCGCGACGACGGCGCCGCCGAGAGUCGAGUCGUGGCGCGUCGUCGUCCGCGCGGGGGGCUCCGAGCUCGUCGUGCCGCUCCCGGAGGACGCGCGCGGUGACGACGACGACGCGGUCGGCGUGCGGUGGUCGAAGAAGACCAAAGUCCUGACCGUCACCGCCGCGCUGACGCCGGCGUCUUCGUCGACGUCGACGUCCGACGACGCCGCGUCGAGCUCGUCGUCCGAAGCCCGCGUGCGCGCGCGCGCGGAGAUGAUGUGGACGCGCGCCGGCGGCGUCGCGCUGUUAUCAUCCCGCGGGAGCGAGACCGCGGAGUCGCGCGCGUGGAGGGAGACGUACGUUCGCGAGCGGCUGAGCGACGCGCGGCGAAACGUCGCCGCCGCGCUGCGCGGAGGCGCCCCGUCCGACGACGCGACGCUGGGAUAUAAACCCGCGGCGAGAGGUCGGAAGAAGGACGCGCCGCGCGCGGGGGACAAGGAGGGCGUCGCCGCGUUGCGAAGAGCGCAAGCGGUGCAACGCGCUUUGGUCGCGGCGACGGCGGCGGGGACGGGUCGCCGCCGCCGGCAGAUUACCGAGACCGACGGCGGCGUCGAGCCGCGCGCGGUCGCGAAGGACGACCUCGCGAAGAUCAUGGGGCGGGAAGGCGACGCGUCGCGCGGGAUGAAGCGGAGGGAGUGGACCGCGCCGUCGGCGCCGCCGCCCGCCGUCGCCGACGCGCUCGCGACCCGCGUCCCUCCGCGUUGGUCCGACCUCCGCCUCUACCCCGACCAGCACCCGCACCUCCCUCGACGACCUUUAAAACGCGUCGUCCUCGACGGUUUCGCGAGCGAUGGCGAGUGCAGGAACGCGUGCGGCGCCGCGAUCGUCGCCAUGGAAGGUCUCGACGUCGUCGACGGCGAGUGCGCGCUGGCGGCGGACGACCUCGCCGCGCUCGCCGCGUGGGGCGGGCCGCGGGCCGCGGACGUCGUCGACGCGCUGUGCCGCCGGACGCGGCGCGCGGUCGAGGUCGAGUUCGCGGAGCCGCGGAGCGUGUACCUCGCCGGGGCGCUGCUGACGAGGCUGACGCCGCGGGGGGGGAGCGGAGGCAGAGGCGGAGGCGGAGGAGGAGGAGGAGAGCUCGACGCGGAGGGGGACGCCGACGCGUACGACGCCAACGCCGCGCACGUGGACAAGGCGAACAUCGCGAGCUACGACUACAGCGCGGUGCUGUACCUCAACGCCCCCGGCGCGUGCUUCGACGGCGGUGAGUUCGUGUUCAGGGACGGCGGCGACGUCGACGAGGUCGUGCUCCCCGCGGUCGGGCGUUUGCUGUUGUUCGCGUCCGGGGCGGAAAAUUUGCAUCAGGUGACGGCGGUGACGAGGCGGAAGGACGCGCGGGCGCCCGCGGCGCGGUUCGCGCUCGCGAUGUGGUUCACGCUGUCGCUGGAUAAAGGCCGCGACCUCGACGUGGAGGUGAACGUCGUCCCCGCGGCCGUUUCUUCCGCGCCCGCGACAGCGGGCGGUGGUGUCCUCCGAGCGACCGAGCUGACGGACUUGGAGCGGAUGCUCGAGGAAAAAAUCGCGAAAGCGAAGGACUCCCUCGGGUUCGACGACGACGAGCUCGCGAAGCUGCUCUCGAAGCUCGAGUUCGUGGAAGCGCCGCCGCGGUGA
This is a messenger RNA of Micromonas pusilla CCMP1545, 1842 nucleotides long. RefSeq lists its product as uncharacterized. Gene Ontology annotation, cellular component: membrane. The transcript has 2 exons. Gene Ontology annotation, molecular function: oxidoreductase activity, acting on paired donors, with incorporation or reduction of molecular oxygen; L-ascorbic acid binding; iron ion binding. The coding region runs from base 1 to 1842 and encodes 613 amino acids. The record is from RefSeq and is a predicted model, not a curated record. Lineage: Eukaryota; Viridiplantae; Chlorophyta; Mamiellophyceae; Mamiellales; Mamiellaceae.